AGGGUGAGGAGGAGGAGGAGGAGGAGGAGGAGGAGGAGGCUAUGGAGGGGUGGGAUACGAGCACCAAGUCGGCUCUGACGAAGAUCCCUCUUCUGACGACCCGAGCAGGUCCUCGGGACGGCGCAGCAUGGACGCAGCGUCUCAAGGAGGAGUACCGAGCCCUGAUCGCCUACACCUCCAUGAACAAGUCUAACGACAACGACUGGUUCCGGAUCUCGGCCGCCAAUCCCGAGGGCACCCGCUGGGAGGGCACUUGCUGGUACGUUCACAACCUCCGCCGCUACGAAUUCCAACUCCAGUUCGAUAUUCCCGUCACCUACCCCGCCACCGCUCCCGAGAUCGAGCUCCCCCAACUCGACGGCAAGACCCACAAGAUGUACCGCGGAGGCAAGAUCUGCUUGACUGUUCAUUUCAAGCCGCUCUGGGCCAAGAACUGCCCUAGGUUUGGAAUCGCUCAUGCCCUUUGCCUCGGUCUGGCCCCAUGGCUGGCUGCAGAGGUGCCUAUUCUCGUCGACUCCGGCAUGGUCAAGCACAAAGAUGACGAGGCCACCUCUGCUGAAUCUUAAGGUUGUAUCAUUUCCAAAAACUGGCUUCUAUUAGUGCAACAUAAUCUCCUUUCUCAAAUUUGAAUUGGAGUUCAGCGCAUCGAUAUUUAUCUAUUACAUGAGGGUUUACCGAAAUUGUGCAUCAUAUCUUCCUGCUUGAGAUGCAUGCCUACUAAUUUUUGCUUUAUCCAUUUUAAUAAACCAAAUCAUAGUAUGUUGUCUAGUUGGAAGAAAUUAACUAGCUUGGGUUUUAUAA
Molecule: messenger RNA, 801 nt
Organism: Dioscorea cayenensis subsp. rotundata (Guinea yam)
Lineage: Eukaryota; Viridiplantae; Streptophyta; Magnoliopsida; Dioscoreales; Dioscoreaceae
Product: ubiquitin-fold modifier-conjugating enzyme 1
Exons: 3
Coding region: 42-566 (174 amino acids)
Biological process (GO): protein K69-linked ufmylation
Cellular component (GO): cytoplasm
Molecular function (GO): UFM1 conjugating enzyme activity
Source: RefSeq, a predicted model, not a curated record